Molecule: messenger RNA, 1233 nt
Organism: Phytophthora infestans T30-4
Lineage: Eukaryota; Oomycota; Peronosporomycetes; Peronosporales; Peronosporaceae
Exons: 2
Coding region: 1-1233 (410 amino acids)
Source: RefSeq, a predicted model, not a curated record
AUGGAUAACAGUGGAGUCGUGUAUCCUCCUACGCCGCUGGAAUUGUCACCCGAAGAUGCACGGAUAAUCGAGAUGAUCGCCGAUCGACUCGUAGCUGAGACUUUACACGCUAGUGAGGACUUUGCAGCCCUACGACAUGUGGUCGACCCCAGCAGCUGGAAGCGAAUCAAAGAGAAAGACAGCAUUGUAGCCUACCAGAACAUUUCAGAUCUCCGCUCUACCAAACGCGAAAGAGUCUGGAGCGAAGAUACCGUCGUGGUCGCAGCAUCCCCUCAGAAUCCCACCUUCUACCCUAGUAACCGAUCCCUGGAAGACGACAUGUUCCGAGAAGGUUUCCAUAAUAUCGACGACUACGACUCGGAGGACGAGAGGGGUCUGCAUCACGACGACUUUACGAAAUUUGGAGCCAAAGCUGGAGCGGAAAUCAGCGUUCUUGAGAAAUUUCGACCUGCCAACGUACCGACGGUAUUCUCGCAUGGAGUUGUACCUGGCACGGUAGAGGACAUGGCGUUCGCCUUCUUAGCAGAUACAGACGAGCGUAGUCGCACGCGGUUCAACACGAAUAAAGACAAUUUGGUGGAAGACAUGAGGAUUCUAGCACAUAUCCAAGGCCCCACCAAGGAGGAUCCGUUCCGGUUCCUUGGGAUCAAGUGGUGCACUAGCCUGCCUAGUAGAACAGUGUCCCUGAUAGUGAAGCCCCGAGACUACUUGAUCAUCGAGGCAACAGGCAUGGCGCUCGACUCGAACGGAGAACGCUUCUCUUAUCUACUGAACCACUCGAUUGAGUUGGACCAAGUGCCUGAUUUUCGAGAUUUUGGACUCGUGCGUACAGUUUUCUCGGCUUGCCACAUCAUGAAGCCAUAUCAGAACGGAGAGGCCGUGGAUGCGUAUUCCAAAGGAUUUCUGACUAUUGGAGGCAACUUUAGUGUACGUCUUAGCGCGAUUCAGUUCGCUGAAGGCCUUAUCACUUUUCCUCGCGUGUUGGAGGAAUCGUAUUUGAAGAAACUGGCGUGGCUGAUGCACGACCAGCAUCGAUGGAGCUCCAGUAGCGGUAGCGCGAGCGAAGGCAGCAGCUUCAGUAGCAACGGAUCAAGGUCGUUACUGGACAAAGUUGUGGACGGCGCACGUGGACGCCACAUGAAGAAGAAAGAGCGCGAGUUCUGCUUGGACUGCUACCUCAAGGCGAAGAGACUACCUGCGUGGCAGGUAGCAGUAGCAACGCUAACAAAGUAA